AUGGCCAAGACCGGCUCUGUUUCCUCCGAUCCGCGUUCGAGGCUCAAGUGGGACAUAUUCCUCAGUUUCCAAAGAAACACGCGCCACAGUUUCACGGAGCGUCUCUAUGAAGCCCUCAUCAAGGAACAGGUCCGAGUAUGGAACGGUGAUGCGGAACGUGGGAGUCAUGAGGAGGCUAUGGAGGGUUCGGUGGUUUUCGUAGUAGUCUUAUCCCUUGACUACGCUAAAUCUCAUUGGUGCCUCGAAGAACUAGCCAAGCUCUGCGAUCUGGAAUCAUCGCUGGGUCAUCGGAUCUUACCGAUCUUUUAUGGAGUCGAUCCGUGGCAUUUUCGGAGACCGAGUCCUUUCGAAGAGGAUUUCGAAGAGCUUUCGAAAAGAUUUGGCGAGGAGGAGAUACAACGAUGGAGGAAAGCCAUGACUCUAGUCGGAAACAUCUCUGGUUUUGUUCUUAGGUAUGACUCUAAUGAUAUCUUCAUCUGCACGAAAUAA
Thlaspi arvense is the source of this 489-nucleotide messenger RNA. The record is from the annotation of a GenBank genome assembly. Lineage: Eukaryota; Viridiplantae; Streptophyta; Magnoliopsida; Brassicales; Brassicaceae.